Molecule: messenger RNA, 897 nt
Organism: Aspergillus glaucus CBS 516.65
Lineage: Eukaryota; Fungi; Ascomycota; Eurotiomycetes; Eurotiales; Aspergillaceae
Exons: 1
Coding region: 102-839 (245 amino acids)
Source: RefSeq, a predicted model, not a curated record
CUUAUAUAUAUGUGACACCCGGCGAUUGCGCAGGUCGGUCCCAUGGUUCGCGAACAUACAUAUUUCCACUUUCAAUUUUUCAUACCAUAAAGACAUAUACUAUGGAUCUUUCCUCGCUUGAAGGUCCUCCGAUCCCAGAUUCCAGUUUUAAUGUCCGUACCUCCACCUGGGUUCCGCGUGGCACGGAGAUUCCUCGGAUACACCUCGACCCUACCCCAUCGACAUCGUCACCGGCAUCAUGGGCGCAAACACCGUGCCAGAGUUCGUUCGAUUAUGACGACUACCCGCCUAGACCGGCGUCUUCGGGAUCCACAGCGCUGCGCAGAUACUAUCAAAAUCAAGACCAGAAUGCAGAGAUAUACCAAAUCAGACGGAGGAGUUACAACGAUGAGUCCUCAGGGCUCCUGCAUCCACCUUCGUCGAACGGACGCGUCUCAGAGUCGGAUUUAUUAAAUCAUCACGCGCAUGACCGCGUCCAAAGCAGAGGCAACCUCGUCUGGUGCGAGACCCAAAGAACAUGGCUUGCUUUUGAUCGAUACGCACCGAGGAACACAGCACCCGCGCUUUCAAUCCCGCAGUCCCAGUCUGCAGAACCAUACCAUACAGCUUCGCGGGGGUUAGGGCAGAGCCAGAGACAGACACAGACACAGAGCCGUGAUUGGUAUAUGGAUGGUGAUGACCUGCCACCUCCAUACGGAAACCAUUAUUAUGAUCGCAUCCUUGCGGCGCAGCCGAUGUCAACGUCGAAUAGUCAAUAUCCAUAUCAGAAUCGUCGUCCGAGACAGGUAUCGAGAUGGGGUGCUAUCGCGAGACGGAUGAAUCAGUCGCCUGGUCCUUAGGCUUGUUCUAUUUGGGAUUUUUGUUUUUUAUGCAUAGAAAUGGCGUUUGUUUGGGUUG